Platichthys flesus (European flounder) is the source of this 3284-nucleotide messenger RNA. RefSeq names its product relaxin family peptide receptor 3.2b (gene rxfp3.2b). Lineage: Eukaryota; Metazoa; Chordata; Actinopteri; Pleuronectiformes; Pleuronectidae. The record is from RefSeq and is a predicted model, not a curated record. Bases 1 to 1203 code for a protein of 400 amino acids. Gene Ontology annotation, biological process: G protein-coupled receptor signaling pathway; immune response. The transcript has a single exon. Gene Ontology annotation, molecular function: G protein-coupled receptor activity. Gene Ontology annotation, cellular component: membrane.
AUGCAGCUGAAUGUGUCAGAAGCUCAGACACUGGCUCCAGAGCCAUGUGAGCAGCAGAUACUGCAGGAGGACAACGCUGGCCACUCCAGCAGAGAUUCCACCAGCAACAUGUCACUGCACUGCUGGCUGCAGCUCCUCACCAGGGAUUCAACCAUGGAGUUUCAAGGAGAAUACACCAGCCUGGUGGUGCGUAUCAUGAUAGCGUGUGUCUACUCUAUAGUCUGUGCACUCGGGCUGGUGGGAAACUCGCUGGCUCUGUAUCUGCUGCACUCGCGCUACAGGCAGAAGCAGUCGUCCAUCAACUGCUUCGUGAUGGGUCUGGCCAUCACAGACCUCCAGUUUGUCCUCACUCUACCUUUCUGGGCAGUGGACACAGCCCUGGACUUUCGUUGGCCAUUUGGCCGUGUGAUGUGCAAAAUCAUCAGCUCUGUCACCACCAUGAAUAUGUACGCCAGCGUGUUCUUCCUCACAGCUAUGAGCGUGGCACGAUAUUACUCUAUCUCCACUGCAAUGAAGAUGCACAGCAGGCGUGCAGCAGCUGCCAGGGCCAAGUGCACAAGCAUUGGCAUCUGGGCUGUCUCUCUGCUGGCCACUUUGCCCCACGCCAUCUACUCCACCAGCGCCCAGGUAUCAGAUGAGGAGUUAUGCCUGGUGCGCUUUCCAGACACUGGCAGUUGGGAUCCGCAGCUUCUCUUGGGUCUAUACCAGCUGCAGAAGGUUCUGCUGGGCUUCCUCAUUCCUCUCAUCAUAAUUACAGUCUGCUAUCUCCUGCUUCUGCGCUUGAUCCUCACCCGAAGAAUAGCCGGUGCAUCGAGCACAGAAAGUGAGCAGGGUCGGCAAAACCGGCGCUCCAAAGUAACUAAAUCCAUCAUCAUCGUGGUUCUCUCCUUCUUCCUGUGCUGGCUGCCCAACCAGGCGCUGACUCUGUGGGGGGUGCUCAUAAAGUUCGACCUUGUGCACUUCAGCAAGGCUUUCUACAAUGUGCAGGAGUACGCCUUCCCCCUGACUGUGUGCUUGGCUCACACCAACAGCUGCCUCAACCCCGUGCUCUACUGCCUGGUCCGCACGGAGUUUCGGGCCGCUCUCAAGGAACUUCUCCUCCACGCCACUCCAUCCUUCAGGAGCCUGACUCAUCUGCUGCGUCGCAAAGCCAAAGUGGCUGAGGCACCGCCAGGGCUGGUGCUGGUCCAAAUGGAUGUCUGACAGGACGACUAGCUCACUGUGACAGAGCAGCUGAUGGAGUGAGGGACAAACUAAAUAAGUGAAAGCUGCCCAUAUAAAACUUUGGAUCUGGAUCUAUUUACCAUGACGCUGUGUUUAUCUCAGACAUGUCAGCCCCCCAUACAUCUGCUUGACUUUGAAAACAACACCAUCAUAAUGGACCACCCAUCGCUAUGCGCCCCAAUUUCAACGCAUGCUCCAAGAUUCACUGAGCGACUCUCUGACUGUUUGUCUAGCUCUCUCUCUUCCUCUGACUGGCAGCCCUUGUACUGCUCCCUGGUAAACUCUCAUGAAUAUGUAUAGAUGUCGAUCACAAAUGAGAUUAAAAUAGUCACAGCUCUCAGACAUCUCUGAGACGAAUCAGCUCAAUCUGAUAGUGAACUACUAAUAAUGUUAUAGUUUGUUCUUUGUUGCAGUUGUGUACAAUGUUCGUCAAAAAGCAAACUAGAAAAAGUAGGCUUACUGUGUAUAUUUGCUAAAUCCAAAUGACAAUGAGAAGAAACAAGUAAAAAGCUUAUUGGUCCACAGUUGUUUGAAGCUGAGACAAUAGAGGAUAAGAGUGACGGCCACUUAACUGACAAUGGCUCUGGCUUCAGAAGUAAAUUUACUGUUUAGUUUCUAAAUUGAGAUCUUCUCCAAUCAUUAUAAUUGUCUGUUGUGUGUUUUACUGUUAAAAGGUUUCAGGCUUAAAAAGAUUUAAGCAAAAAAGAAACAGGACUCUGUCGAUAACUUUUUUAAGAGUGAAGGAACUACACAUCCCAUAAAGCAUUCGGAAUGAUCUCUUUCAAAUGACCUAACCUUGUUGUAGGGAUUUUCACCCCUUUAGACUGUUUUCUCCACUCUGAAAAACUGCAGCAUGUUAGAAAGGGAAAUCAUGGUAACUCUGUGGUCCACAUAAUGAAACGCUAAACCAUCCAAUUGCAUUCGACAGGAAUUUCGCUGUUGUGAUACAUUUUCAAUGGUAACAGCAACCACACCAAUCACAGCUGUUGAUUGAGGUACCUCUACAGGAGCAUAUACCAAUGUUUCACAGUCUCAUAGCUUGUGGUAAGACCUGAGUUAUGGCUGAUUAUCAAAUUCUCUUUACAGAAAAUUAGAUUUUUACCUCCAGGACCACGCUGUUGAGCUUAACAACAUCUGUGAAAUGUAACCAAUCAGCAAGCUCAUGUUUAAAUCCACUGAUCUGGCCAAUCACAACCAUUUAUCUAAAAUGGAGAUGAUUUGAGCACCCAAUGGGAGUGCAGCAGAAGCAUAUUUAAUUUUGGCUGAUGCUGAUGCUGGCGUGGACAGACCUGUUGCAUCUGCCAUGAGAUGAACUGAAUGAUAGAUUCUCUCCAAAAGAAGAACAACUCGUGGAAAAUAAAAUUAAACUGAAAUGUCAAUGUGAGUUGUUUAGUAAAAGAAAGACUCUUUACAUUCUGGAUGAAUAGUGACUCCUUAAUUUACAGUUGGAUAAAAAGAUAGAACGCACUGAUAUACAUUGAAGGGUUCAGUGUAAUUAUUAUAUAGAAGUGAAUUGAAUGUGUCCUUGUGGCAACCUGGAGAUCUAGAGAUGAGGUCGUUCAGUUUUGCAUUCUAUGCACAGAAAUAGGAAAAUGUCUUCUCUCUCUCACACACACACACACACACACACACACACACACACACACACUUGGGUGCAUGUUUCUCAUUCUUGUAGAUGCGUCAGAAUGAAAAACAUAUUGAAUAAUUGAAAAUUUGAAUUAAAUUUACAUUGAAUGUAUGUCUUUACAGCAUAUCAAAAUCAGUCCUGACAUUAUUCCAUAAAAAUAACAGCUCAGUCCACUGACUCCCCCCGUCAGUCGUUCCUUCUCUGUUAAUUCACAUUGUUUUGUAUUUUGCAGGAGCACAUAACCAAGUAAAACUGAUGUGACAGUGUGAUCUGCUGUGAUUAUGUCAUCUCUCUGUGUUCUGUAAUGACUGUGACUCUAAUCCUGAUCUUACAACUGCUGUUGAUUUGAUGUUUCAAUUGUAAAAAAUGUAUCGACAGACACUAUGUAAAUGAAAUGUAGUAAAGAUUUCAUUAAAAAAAACUUGAGCAUGAA